Paramecium pentaurelia is the source of this 668-nucleotide messenger RNA. The record is from the annotation of a GenBank genome assembly. NCBI's taxonomy places the organism in Eukaryota, Ciliophora, Oligohymenophorea, Peniculida, Parameciidae.
UAAUGCUAGAUUAAUGUUAGUAUUUUACAUCUGAUUACUCAUAUCAAUUCUUAUGUCAUAGAAUAGAAAAGCGAAUAUAUCCUGCACAUUACAAAGUCAAGAAUAGAUUAAUAAAUUCAUUCUUAGGAAAGAUUCAGAUAAAACCUAUGCCUUUUGAAAUUGUCUCUAUUACAAACAUGACUAAUGUUAGCAAACAUAUAGCUGAAAGUGAGAUAAUCUAUGAAAAUGCUAAGACUAUAGACGAUUAAGAAAAGACUUAAGUUCCUCCAAAUGAAUUGUGGGAAAAAGCUAAGCAAUGUUGUAAUCUCUUAGAAAACUCGAAAGUAGAGGCUUAGGAUUUAAUUCGUGUGUCUCACCUAUAUGAUUAAAUUUUAGAUAUAUUACAACCCCCAAAACCUAGAAAUGUGUAUUUUAUCUCACCUCACAACUCUGAUACAGAGAUCAAACAAAAGAAACUGGUAUACAAUCCAGAGGCACUUAACAAUCUUAUCAAGAGACUUAGAUCUGGUAGAGUACAAUCAUAAACCAGAUCUUUGUUUCGAUCUACAUAGAGAAUGCAAACAUCAUCAAUAGGUAAAUAGAUUUAAAAAACUGAAUUGAAUGAAUAAUUGAGUGCUCAAGCACUUAAUUUUCUAAAAUAAUUAAAGAAGAAGUAAUUGAAUAAAUGA